Molecule: messenger RNA, 1186 nt
Organism: Helianthus annuus (common sunflower)
Lineage: Eukaryota; Viridiplantae; Streptophyta; Magnoliopsida; Asterales; Asteraceae
Product: binding partner of ACD11 1
Exons: 5
Coding region: 145-987 (280 amino acids)
Molecular function (GO): RNA binding
Source: RefSeq, a predicted model, not a curated record
UUCUCUUCAUAUAUACCUCCCAAUUCCGUAAAAUUCAAUCACAGCUCCGUCAACGCAAACCCUUCAAAAAACCCCUUUCUCAACUCUCUCCGUUAAUUUCAACAUUUUCCGGUCACAUUUCCGUCACAAAUACAACUCGUUACAAUGUCGAUUAAGACUGUGAAAGUGAGCAAUCUGUCGCUAGGGGCUUCGGAGCGAGAUGUAAGGGAGUUCUUUUCGUUUUCUGGAGAUAUUGUUUAUGUUGAGACUCAAAGCCAUAAUGAGCGGUCUCAAAUCGCGUUUGUCACCUUCACGGAUAGUCAAGGAGCUGAGACCGCUGUUCUUCUUUCGGGCGCAACGAUCGUUGAUACAACUGUCACCGUAACCCUAGACCCAGAAUACCAGCUUCCACCCGCAGCUACAGCCGCUUCUCCCCCGAUCGGAUGCAAUGCUCCUGCUGGAAACGACUCUGCCCUACGUAAAGCAGAGGAUGUUGUGACGAGCAUGUUUGCAAAAGGUUUCGUGUUGGGUAAAGACGCGAUCGGCAAAGCAAAAACCUUCGACGAAAAGCACCGUUUGACUUCCACAGCAUCUGCUAAAGUUGCGUCAAUCGACAAGAAAAUUGGAUUCACCGAAAAAGUCAACGUGGGUACGUCAAUCGUGAGUGACAAAGUCAAAGAAGUUGACCAGAAACUUCAGGUUUCCGAGAAAGCCAAAUCCGCUCUAACCGCUGCUGAGAAUACCGUAACAAGUGCGGGAUCUGCUAUCAUGAAAAACCGCUAUGUAUUCACUAGUGCUUCGUGGGUAACCGGAGCUUUUAACAAAGUAGCUAAAGCAGCUAGUGAAGUUGGUCAACAAACUAAAGAGAAAGUAGAAAAAGCUGAAGACGAAAAACGAAGGAAAAUGGUCGAUGAUUAUGCUGAAGUUCACUUAAGCGAGUCUCCAACCGCUCCUGAUGAGCAACAUCAUCCUUCGAAGCCCGCACCAGUGACAGGUUUGGUUCUGUAGCACGAAAUUCUGCUUCGGUUUACACAUUUUUAUUUGGGAAAUUGGAUUCGGUACACCCGUCAUCAAGUGGUGGUUAUAGAACUUUAUAUUUGUUAGAUUGUUGCAAGACAAACUUCAUCUUUGUGUUUACAUUGUCAUGAAUUUGAACUAUGUGAAACUAUUUGUUCCAUAUAUUUACUGGUUUAUUUAUUGGUGUUCA